AUGCCGGAUGUCAAGCGCACUAUUAAAAUCGUCACGGAGUCACCCGGUGGCUACAUGGUCUGGAUGGACCCGAAUUCCGGUAUUGAAGGCUUUCCACUCCGCCGUUGGUCUGUCGAGAUAUACCUCCUGAACGAGCAUGGAGAGUCUAUUCCCGCGUCCUUAUUCCCAAAAGUAACAUACAACCUACAUCCUAGUUUUGGUGACAGAGCUACGCAGGCUAUAAAAUCUCCUCCGUUCAGAAUUGAGGAGGAAGGAUGGGGAGAAUUUGAUAUGCAGAUUUCCUUGACUGCCGCAGAUAAGGAUCACCUCAUCACGCAUGACCUGAACUUCCAGUCCAACAAGUAUGAAUCAAAGCAUGUGAUUACGUUCAAAAACCCUAAACCACAGCUCCUGGCCCUGCUACGUGAGUCCGGCCCUGUUCCAGGCGACGAGAAUGGAGUGAAGAAAAGAGGCCAGGACGAUGCCUCUAAGAAGAAGAAACGAGUCGAUAAGAACAUCGAUAUGGAUAAGUUAGCAGACGGUCUGCAGAAGCUGGGAGAAGACGAUUUGCUCCAGGUUGUCCAGAUGGUACAUGACAAUAAGUCCUCGGACUCGUAUACCAAGAAUGAUAUUGAACAGGGAGAAUUCCAUGUUGACUUAUAUACCCUCCCCGACACUCUGAUAAGGAUGCUCUGGGACUUUACACAAGAAAAGGGAGUAGUAUAG
Messenger RNA from Microsporum canis CBS 113480, 705 nucleotides. RefSeq names its product transcription initiation factor TFIID subunit 14. Gene Ontology annotation, biological process: chromatin remodeling; regulation of transcription by RNA polymerase II. NCBI's taxonomy places the organism in Eukaryota, Fungi, Ascomycota, Eurotiomycetes, Onygenales, Arthrodermataceae. Gene Ontology annotation, molecular function: histone binding. Bases 1 to 705 code for a protein of 234 amino acids. The record is from RefSeq and is a predicted model, not a curated record. Gene Ontology annotation, cellular component: Swr1 complex; NuA4 histone acetyltransferase complex. The transcript has 8 exons.